AUGGAGUUCACUUCCCUAGAUGACUUUAGGGAGGCUAUACGUGAGUGGACAGUUUUAAAUGGUAGGGAAAUAACAUUUGUUAAAAAUGAGGGGUAUAGGGUGAGAGUUGAAUGUAAAGCCAAGUGUGGUUUUUUAAUGCUAUGUUCCAAAGUGGGCCACAAGCACACUUAUGCAAUAAAGACUAUAAAGGACACCCACACAUGUGCUAGGGUUUUGGAUAACAAAACUGCAAAUUCAAAGUGGGUGGCCAAGGCAGUUGUUAAGAAAAUGCAGACCUGUGAAAACUUGAGGAUAAGUGAUAUUAUUCAAGAUAUGAGGCAAAAUUAUGGAGUGGGGAUCACUGUGGGCAGGGCAUGGAAAGCAAAAAUGAUAGCAAGACAAAUGAUAGAAGGGGAUGCAGACAAGCAAUAUUCAAACUUGUGGAGGUAUGCAGCUGAGUUACACAGGGUGAGUGCUGGAAACAUUGUAAAGAUCAACAUUGAGAGGCCAUCACCUUCCAUCCAACCAAGAUUUGGUUCAUUCUAUUUCUGUUUUGAGGGAUGUAAACAAGGGUUCAUACAUGGUUGUAGACCUUUUAUUGGGGUUGAUGGCUGUCAUUUGAAGACUAAGUAUGGAGGGCAGUUGUUGAUAGUAGUGGGAAGGGACCCCAAUGAUCAAUAUUUUCCAUUGGCAUUUGGGGUUGUUGAAACAGAAACAAAAGAAUCUUGGAAGUGGUUUAUACAGCUGUUAAUGGAAGAUAUUGGAAUAGAGAAGAGAUAUGUAUUCAUCUCAGACCAGCAAAAGGGUUUGGUGGCUGUUUUUGAGGAAAUGUUUGAAAGGAUUGAGCACAGACUUUGCUUGAGGCAUUUGUAUGCAAAUUUUAAGAAAAAGUUUGGUGGAGGAGCACUUAUAAGAGAUCUAAUGAUGGGAGCAGCCAAGGCCACAUACCAUCAAGCAUUCUUGCAGAAGAUGACUGCAUUAAAGGCUGUAGAUCCACAUGCUUGGGAAUGGCUAAUGGGAGUGCCUACUAAAUCUUGGUGUAAGCAUGCUUUUAGCUAUUAUCCUAGCUGUGAUGUUUUAAUGAAUAACAUAUCUGAAUCCUUUAAUGCAACAAUCUUAUGUGCUAGGGAUAAACCAAUAUUGACUAUGUGUGAGUGGAUUAGGAAAUAUCUAAUGAAUAGGUGUAGCCAAUCUACUUUGAAACUUGAUAAGUGGCCACACAAAAUCAUGCCAAUCCGUAGGAGGAGACUAGAUGCUGAGGUAGCUAUGAGUGGUCAGUGGUUACCAACAUGGGCCAUGGGGGAAAAAUUUCAAGUCACACAUGCUUAUAACAGCCAAGAAUUUAUAGUUGACAUAGCUAAAAGAUCAUGCUCAUGUAAUUUUUGGCAGCUAGUUGGUAUACCCUGUAGGCAUGUUGUAGCUGCCCUAGGAUUUAGACAGCAAAAUCCAGAGUGGUUUGUUAAUGAAUGCUACAGUAGGGAGAAAUAUGCUUUGUGCUAUGGUUUUCCUAUUAGUCCUAUAAAUGGACAAGACAUGUGGCCUAAUGUUGAAAGUGAAGAUCUAUUGCUUCCUGACUUUAAAAAGGGUCCUGGUAGACCAAGGAAAUUGAGGAUUAGGGAAACUGGAGAGGAAGGUGCUAGGAGGAGGCUACCUGGUGUGUCUUACAGGUGCACUAGAUGUGACAAGAUUGGGCAUAAUAUCAAGUCAUGCAAGAGCAAGGUGCAAGAUCCAAGUGCCUUGAAAAGAAAGAAAAAAGGACAAUUGAGAGCUGCUAAUAAUGCAAGUGUUGACACAUGUGAAGCCAAUCCAACUGCUACAAAUGAGGACAAAACAAAUGUGGUGAAAGAGGCCAAUCCAACUGAGGUCAGAACCAGUCAAGCCAGUGCAAGUGAGGGCAUUCCAAGUCAAGGCAAGCCAAGAGCAGUGAAAACCAGUCAAGCCAGUGCAAGUGAGGGCAAUCCAAGUCAAGGCAAGCCAAGAGCAGUGAAAACCAGUCAAUCCAAAACAACACCAGCUGAAGAAAGUGCCAAAAACAAGGGAAAAGCUCAAGUGAAACCAGUGAGAAAGAGGGUCAGUGAGAGAAUUAAGGAAAAUUGGUUUAAAAAACCAAAACCUUUCACAGGCCCUGGGUCUGCACCAGAACAACCAUUUUUGAUAACAGAUGAGGGUGAUGGCAAUGACUCACAAAGGAAGAAGACUAUGAAGAAGACCCCUAAAAAGAAGUCUAUCAAUGACUUGUAG
Messenger RNA from Vicia villosa (hairy vetch), 2220 nucleotides. RefSeq lists its product as uncharacterized. The transcript is spliced from 3 exons. Gene Ontology annotation, molecular function: zinc ion binding. The record is from RefSeq and is a predicted model, not a curated record. Bases 1 to 2220 code for a protein of 739 amino acids. Lineage: Eukaryota; Viridiplantae; Streptophyta; Magnoliopsida; Fabales; Fabaceae.